Messenger RNA from Schistocerca cancellata (South American locust), 2162 nucleotides. RefSeq lists its product as uncharacterized. The record is from RefSeq and is a predicted model, not a curated record. NCBI's taxonomy places the organism in Eukaryota, Metazoa, Arthropoda, Insecta, Orthoptera, Acrididae. The coding region runs from base 134 to 1849 and encodes 571 amino acids. The transcript is spliced from 12 exons.
AACUUGAUUGUGUUACAAUAAUUGUCUUAUACUAAUCAGUUUCUAUUUGUAUCCGGAUGGUAGGUUAAAAAAAAUACGUAUUACAACUAGCAUGUGUAUACUACAUAUUUAGUGGCUCACGUAAACAUCCGCAAUGGAGAGAGGGCCGAAAGUUUCAUGGCUGUGCAAAGUUGUGAAAUCGGUAAAUGUUCCGGCAGAUGUCUUAAAAUUGCAGCGUUAUUUAAAUAAAUGUAGCGAUGAAGUGCCUGUGAUUGAAAAAGACACACUUGAGCAGUUCGAUAGGAUACUUCGCAAUGUUCUUCAGCCAUUUGAAUCUAACGCAGAAAAUCACACAUACUUGAUGGUGAUUUUAAAUUUCAUAAACUUCCUAAGUCAGAAAAACUGCUUUGCAGUCUGGGUUUCGCCAAAUUACGAACUACAACCUGAAUUUUGUACCAAGUUUGCUGUUCUUAUGAAGAAUGCUCUGAAAUACAUUGCAUCUUACAUCAUUGUUGAUGACAAGUACUUCUUGACACUUCUAUCAGUUUUCAAAGAGAUUGUUUUGAAAUCUGCCCAACACAUUUAUCUGAAAAAUGUGUUUCUUCGUGCGCUGUCAUAUUCAAUCCUGAAACUCAUAAUCUGCGGAAAGGUAGAAUUCCCUUUGAAGAAGAUGUUGGUAGAACUCAUGGUAAAUCUUUUAGAGGGAACAGACAGACAAGCAAGAUCUGAGACAUUUUACAAAGUGAAACCAUUAUUAUGUAUGAUAUUACAAGCACUUCAUAAGUAUGGAGACUACAAAACCCAAAUGUCAGUAGUGGAAAUUAUCAUUCGUUUUACAAUAUUAGUUCCUCAUGAGAGGCUCGAUAUUGCAAAGUCUAUUCAAAAUGAGGAAAUUUGUCAGUGCUUUGCAACAUUUUCACCAAGGAAUUUUGAAACGGAGUGCAGAAAUAUUCUGAAUUUGCUGAAUCAAGCAUAUGGACAAAAUUCAAAUGUUUUUACAAUAGCAUGUGAUAAGGCAUUUGUGGGAAACCAUAGAAUAAAAAAACCUGAGCAUGAAGAUUACAAGGAACUGUGGAUUGACUUCAACUUGGACUCUCAGUCAAUUACAGUCUGCUGUGAUGGUGAUUCUCUAAUGUGGGCCGAAGAGAAUCACAUGCCUGAGCAGAGUGGUUAUUGGGAAGUGUUAACUAUAACAUCAAAAAAUGUCAGAAAACUAAGUAUAGUACCAAGUGAUGGUUCAUUUCCUGGCAAGGAUGAUGUUAGCCUAAUGCACAUGAAGUUAGCAAGUCCAUGUGAUUAUAUUCAGGCUACCUCAACAGCAGUAAUCAGCAGGUGUCGAGAGUUUCGCUUUUAUUUCAAACAAUCACCAGAAUUUAACGAGCUUCAAAAUAGAAUUCUACCUCAGAUCUUUAGGGGUAGACAGCAGGAAAAACCACUUUCAGUGACACCUCAGCUUGAGAUAAGUCUAAAUUCCUGCCAGAUCUUAGAACAGAAUACAAGAGGAAAGUCAGGACAGUUGGCUAAAAACGACCAAGAAUCAAAUGAAGUGUCACUCAGAAACAGCAAAAAUAUUGAAGGCUACAAGGUUAAUUCAUGUUCAGAAGGAAAGGGUGUUAUUGGUGCUUCAGAAAAAUUAGGAGAUGAUCCUGAAAAACAACUGGAAAGUCUACAUGCUGAACUACUCAAGGAAAUAAUGCAGGAGAGUAAAAUGGAAGGAAUUAAGCAUACUCAAAUAACAAAUUCUUCAGAUGGUUCUUUGAAGGUUCGUACCAGUUUCUACAAAUGCAUUCAUAACAUAAUUGUAUGUAUAUAUGUACCACUGCGCAAAAGUUUUCACCCAAAUAAUUUGUUUGUUUGUAUAAUUUAUUAAUGUCACUUGGAGACUAAAAGAAAUGUAUUUACUGUGAUAACUGAAAACGGAGCAGGACCAAUAACUGUUUCCUUCAUGCAUGACUUAUGUCGGUAUUUUCCAACUAUAAAAUCAUUCAUCACGGUCCAAAAGAAGUAGUUAGUGUCGGAUGGUAAAUGUAGCAAAGAAAAUGAAUGAUAAUUGGCAACUAUUGAUUAAGAGAUCUGAGGAUCAUAGUGGGAACUGAAAGUAGCCGUUGUAUACAGCAUCCAAAUUUGACAAUUCUCAAUAAAUCGAAAUGGCCUGUCAACUUGUUACAUGGAAAGUAAAACAA